AUGUCGAGGCCCGCCGUUGGGUGCGGAUGGUUGGGCGGCCGACGUUCCUCCGCGGCGGAGCGCCCGCCCUUUGGACGGACAGACGUGCUCCUCGGCAUCGACCUCAAGGAUGAGGCGCAGGGCUAUGCGAUCAACCAAUACGAGGUCGAGCAACGCCUCGCCGAGAGCGUGAAGCGGGGCGCCGACGAUGUCAAGGUCUCGCCCGACAUCGUACUCGCCUACCAGGCGGGCCCACGAACGCCGCCUCGAGGAGCUGCACAGGCACUCGGUUCCGAGACGCUCGCCGAGACAGUCUCGCUCGGCAACGGCUUCCACGGCGUUCUCGCCCGCGAGCACGCGAGGGACGUCAAGUCGACGCGCGAACCCAUCGCGCUGCACGAUUUCGAGCUCCCAAAGGCCCGUCCAAGCGGCACGUCGGGCUCGUAG
Messenger RNA from Pseudozyma flocculosa PF-1, 426 nucleotides. RefSeq lists its product as uncharacterized. Lineage: Eukaryota; Fungi; Basidiomycota; Ustilaginomycetes; Ustilaginales; Ustilaginaceae. The transcript is spliced from 2 exons. The coding region runs from base 1 to 426 and encodes 141 amino acids. The record is from RefSeq and is a predicted model, not a curated record.